Messenger RNA from Eruca vesicaria subsp. sativa (arugula), 1101 nucleotides. The record is from the annotation of a GenBank genome assembly. Lineage: Eukaryota; Viridiplantae; Streptophyta; Magnoliopsida; Brassicales; Brassicaceae.
AUGGGUUUGCCUUCUUCUCUAAAGCCAUGCGUCUUUUUAGUCUUCCUUUUUCUUCUCAAUGUCUCCACCAUUAACUCGGAGCCAUCAAACGAAGAACCUGUGCUUUUUGGCGGGAACUUUCAGGCUUUGUAUGUUAUAGGAGAUUCAUUGAUUGAUUCAGGGAACAACAAUAAUCUUAUCACGAAAGUCAAAUCGAAUUUUGCUCCUUAUGGUUCUGACUUUGAAGGAGGCAAACCCACCGGUCGUUUUAGCAAUGGCAAAACGAUUGCUGAUUACAUUGCUAUUUAUUAUGGGCUUCCUUUGGCUCCUGCUUUUAAAGGAUUAACAGAAGAACAAAAGAACAAUAUCUCAACUGGUAUUAAUUAUGCUUCUGCUAGCUGUGGGAUUUUCCCUGAUACAGGAAGGCGAUUUGGAGAAUGUCUCUCAUUGAGUGUCCAAGUCGAUCUAUUCAACCAAACCAUCGACCAGAAUCUGAAGAAAAUUUUUAAGACAGAGUCAGAGCUCACUAAACAUUUGGCUGAAUCGUUGUUCAUGACCGCUAUCGGAAUUAACGAUUACGUUUUCUACUAUAAUACGACAAUGGACCCAAGUGCAUUCGCAGACAAGCUUCUUCACGAUUUUUUGAUACAGAUUAAGAGAUUAUAUAACUUAGGAGCACGGAACUUCUUCAUGAACAACAUUAAACCUUUAGGUUGUUACCCAAAUAUCAUUGCUAAGACGGUACCUCGUGGAAGCUGCGACGACUCUUUAAACCAUGCUAUCGAGAUUUUCAAUGUUCAGCUUAGAGAAAGCUUGUCGCAUAUGCGUCACAAGCUCUCCAACACUUCUUUCUUAUACUCCGACUACUUCAACUUCAUGUUGGAACUUCGUGGACCUUCGAACAAUCAAGUUAGUUCGAAUCUAUUGAACACUACUAGCCCAUGUUGUCCUAAAGUUUAUAAUGGAGGUUUAACCGCGACUUGUUUGCCACUCUCAAAGGCGUGUAAGGAACCGGACAUGUUUAUCUUUUUCGAUCCACGCCAUCCAACUCAAAUUGCGAAUUUCAUGUAUGCUAUUCAGUGUUUCCAGGAGAGAGAAGUUUGUCAUGUGGUGAUAGAUUAA